AUGGUCAACGAAGCAGAUAUUUUAAAGGCAAUUAGUGAUCUGAAAGCGCAAAAGAAGCCUCAGUAUGCUAAGAUUGCCAGGAAAUACAAUGUUGAUCGUACAACGCUGAUGCGGCGAUAUAAAGGCCAGACGCCGCUUGACGUCGGAAUCUUUUCAUCUCUCGCAAGUGCAUAUUCGUAUGGGAUUGACCAAGUAAUCCAAUCAAGUUUUGGAUUCUUAAGGGUGACAAAGCAGGUGUUUUGGCGGUUAUUUCGCGCGGCGUGGCAAUCAGCUUUAAGCUUUCAAAAUAUUCGAUCAGCCUUUGCUUCACCAGCAAUUCGCCGUACGAUUAGGGCUAUUCAACAAGAAGGAGAUCUUACACAAGCCACAAAGCUUGUGAUGAAAGCAGCACAGAAACUGAUCAUACAAAAUGAAAUUCUUGAACACCAAUAUAAAGGCCUAGUUAAUGCGUUAGUUAAUGAGAAGAAUCGCCAAAGACGAGGCAGGCCUUUAGGUCUUAUUGAUAAAGAGAACCCUGGUGAAGCCCAGUUCUUCUCGCCGAGCAAAAAAGAUCAGGAUAAGAUUAAUGCAGUAAUUCUUCAUACGCAAAAAGUACUUGAGCGCGAAAGGAGAGAUCGAGAGAACCAAGAAAAGCAAGAAAGCCGGAUCCAGGGCAGUGAGGAGGUUUUUUUCAAAGAAACAGAAAAUAGAGGUGACUUGUUCGGGCCGAGAAAUUAA
Talaromyces stipitatus ATCC 10500 is the source of this 717-nucleotide messenger RNA. RefSeq lists its product as uncharacterized. The transcript has 5 exons. Lineage: Eukaryota; Fungi; Ascomycota; Eurotiomycetes; Eurotiales; Trichocomaceae. The record is from RefSeq and is a predicted model, not a curated record. The coding region runs from base 1 to 717 and encodes 238 amino acids.